GGUACCGGUCCGGCUCCGCUCCACUCGGUUCCUUCUACUUUGUACGAGCAGAGUGGUUCUCAAUCUUAUCGAGUCUUGUCCAUUAGACGAGGCGCAGAGUCGGGUAAUUUUGAACUCAGAGAGACACCAAUCGAGAGAGAUGGGUGAGUUGAAGUACGAGAUCUCGCAAGAAGCGUACAUGAAGCUGGUUCUUCAUGCUCUGAAGCAUAAGAUUGCGGCGGUCAACGGGGUCCUCGUGGGCCGUGUCUCCCCUCAAAACGAUGACGUUGUUGAGAUCUCCGACUCCGUCCCUCUCUUCCACUCCCAUCUUACCCUUCUACCUAACCUCGAGAUCGCCCUCAUCAUGAUAGAGGAACAUUAUGCUGCUCAAGGGCUGGGUAUAGUGGGUUAUUUUCAUGCGAAUGAGAGGUUUGAUGAUCUGGAGCUUGGCAAUGUGGCCAAGAACAUUGGAGAUCACAUUUGUCGCUACUUUCCCCAAUCUCCCAUCCUCCUGUUAGAUAACAAAAAACUUGAAGCUUUACCUAAAGCGAAAGACCGGAGCCCUGUCAUGCAGUUCUAUGUGAGGGAUGCAUCCAAAAAUUGGAAGCUAGUUGGAUCAGAUGGAAACAGCAGAUUGACAAUCAAAGAGCCAUCUGCAAAUAUACUUUUACUGGAUCAUAUUUCAUCUGAGAAGUGGCUGGAAGUUGUAGAUUUCGAUGAUCACCUUGAUGACGUUAGCAAGGACUGGCUGAAUCCAGAGCUCUUCAAAUAAGUUGGAAGAUCGGUUGUUAGCAAUUUUGCAAGGACUGUAGAGGUUGAUAUCGGGGCAUGACGGGCAUGACUGGUCCUGGCAACCGAUGGAAUAGCCGGUGGGUUUCUUAGCAGCUUGUGAGAAAUGCUUGUGAUGAACUAACUCAAGUGGGAAUGUUGGGGCCCGAAUCUCCCACUUAAAAAUUUUCUUGCUUUUUUGUUCAAGUAAUAGACUUCCCUUAAGUAGGGAAAUCAAAGGACUCAUUUCAUUAAGUUAAUAUUUGAGCUGAGAAUUCAAGGUGUUGGCAAAAACAUUAUAAGGCAUUUACGUUU
This is a messenger RNA of Tripterygium wilfordii, 1062 nucleotides long. RefSeq names its product ER membrane protein complex subunit 8/9 homolog. Bases 140 to 751 code for a protein of 203 amino acids. Gene Ontology annotation, cellular component: EMC complex. The transcript has 5 exons. NCBI's taxonomy places the organism in Eukaryota, Viridiplantae, Streptophyta, Magnoliopsida, Celastrales, Celastraceae. The record is from RefSeq and is a predicted model, not a curated record.